Molecule: messenger RNA, 1284 nt
Organism: Aspergillus tanneri
Lineage: Eukaryota; Fungi; Ascomycota; Eurotiomycetes; Eurotiales; Aspergillaceae
Product: non-ribosomal peptide synthetase
Exons: 1
Coding region: 1-1284 (427 amino acids)
Biological process (GO): secondary metabolite biosynthetic process; amino acid activation for nonribosomal peptide biosynthetic process
Cellular component (GO): cytoplasm
Molecular function (GO): phosphopantetheine binding
Source: RefSeq, a predicted model, not a curated record
AUGCGUCUUGCCGCGGCUCUAGCAGCACAAGGAGUAGGGCCAGAGGUAUUCGUCGCUGUAAGCUUCGAGAAGUCUCGUUGGGCCGUUGUUGCGAUGCUAGGGGUCAUCAGGUCAGGUGGUGCCUUUAUUAUGAUGGACCCAUCUCAGCCGGCCAAGCGUCUUCACCACAUUUAUAAAGUGUCCAGAGCGCACGUUAUCAUGGCAUCUGAGUCGACCACUGGUCUGGCCUUGAGCCUUGGGCCCAAUGUGAUGGUCUUGGGGGACAAUGAGAAGCCCUGGAUCAGUAACGUUGAUGGAUCGACAAUCUCCGCACCAGUGCAAGCCGCAUCGCCUGAGAAUACGCUUUAUGCUGUCUUCACCUCGGGCUCUACCGGUACCCCUAAAGAGGUCGUUAUCGAGCACCAAAAUUACGCAGCGCGGAUCUACGGCGAAAUCGAGGCGUACGGGCUGACUCCGGCAUCCAGAUUUUUACAGUUCAGCUCUUACGCAUGGGACGCCUGCGUCUCUGAGCAGCUCCCUGUCUUGGUGUGUGGUGGUUGCGUGUGUAUCCCCUCGGAUAUUGAACGGCAACAAAGCCUCGCAGAGGCCGUGACACGAAUGAGAGCCAAUUGCGCUGUAUUUACGCCACCAAUAGCCCGGAACCUGAAUCCAGAUGAUUUCCCAACAUUAAGGACGCUACUCCUCGCGGGGGAGCGCGUGCUUGAGAAGGAAAUGCGCUUAUGGUGCGGCAGAACCCUAAAAGUAUUGUACGGCCCAGCCGAAUGCACCCCACUCUCGGCAACGAGCCAGGUCCUUCGGGGUCCGGCUCCCACGGGCAUCAUAGGGAGACCAGUCGGUUGUAGAUUAUGGGUUACUGACCCCGACAAUCAUGAAAAUCUCUUUCCCGUAGGCGCUGUUGGUGAGCUAUUGAUCGAGGGCCCCCAGGUCGGCCGCGGUUACUUGCAUGACCUAGAAAAGACAAAGCUGGCGUUCAUUGAGCCUCCUUUAUGGCUGCGCGAUAGGAAUAGAAGUACCUCUUUUCGAAUUUACAAGACAGGAGAUCUUGUUCGCCAUCUUGAGGAUGGCCGACUUGUCCACAUGGGGCGGAAAGACACACAGGUCAAAGUCCGUGGCCAGCGCAUGGAGUUGGAAGAAUUGGAGUCGCAACUGCGCCAGAUCUGCCAGGACUUUGACGAAGUCGUGGUGGGACUCAUCGAACCGAAGAGAGAAACAGAUACCCGCUCUGCAUUGGUUGCCUUUCUAUAUCGGUCUUCCCAUAUAGAUCAAGAUUGCCCCACGAAAUAG